AUAAAUCUGUGUGUGUGUGUCUGUUUAUGAGAAAUGCUAUAUGCAACUGCUCUUUAGAGCUCUACACUAAUUUGGCUCUCUCUUACACACACACACACACACACAUCUAUACACACUACGUGGUUCAGAUGAGUUUUAGUAGGUAAAGUUGCUUUUUAUUGGUAUAUUUGUUAUAUAUUAUACUUACUGCGUUCUUAUUUUCACACGCAGUAAGUCUGAACUGAACCUAUCACUCACAUACAUUUUGACACAUUAAGUCAUAAAGCAUUUCUUAUAAUGGCAUUUUACAAAAUUAAAUCAGCAAUGAUUGUAUUCAACAACAAGAGCGUUUGAUUCUUUGUUAAUAAUUUUGUUGUAGAUCUUCUGUCUCAUUUUACCAUGAAACACAGUAGCUGGGAUUUCUGAUAUCAUAGUAGCUCUUGUUUUUGUAUGUGUGUGUGUGUGUGUGGGGGGGGGGGUCACAUAUUAUAACAUACAAUGAUAGAAAAUACCUGACUUAUCACACAAAGACCAGUGUGCAAAAUUUGGCUGUGUAAUUCACCAAAAAGUGGCCCAUUUUACCUGACCUUACCCUAUGAAAUGAACGCAGACCCUUUUCACUCAGUCCUACAUGGAAAAACUUUGCAAACAUCACAAAGACCCAGUGCUCUUAUGCACACAGUGUGAAGUAAAUAAUGGUGUCUCCUUUAAAAUGUAACCUAAAAAAUGCACUUCCUCAAGGUACUUUAGGUCCUCUUAGGUUUGAUUAAAUCAAUGCUAUAAAAUGUAACCUCCAAAACAAAAGACACUGCAGAAAGACGCGAAAAUAAGCAGCAGAAGAGGGUCUGUCCUCUCCACGUGUGAACGCAGAUCAUGGCAGACUCUUCUGAGGGAGGGGAGGAGUAACCCCCCACACACACGCACGCACGCACGCACUCUCGCUCCGCCAUGCUAGUACGGAGGCUAUGCACUCGUCGCUGCUCUCUGACCCCAGUGGCAGUCCUUUCUUCCUCUGCCGCGGUCUAGACUCGCUCCCCCUCUCCGCCAGUCAGAGCGAGGCUCGCCGCCUGCCUGCGCCGCUUCUCCCGCGUCUCGCCGCAGGGUCUCCCAGGGUCGAGGGUCCUGCCCCUGCCCGGCUCCGAGUGCCACCUCUUCGGCUACCGACAUCUGCAUUCCCCGGCGUGUAUGGAGCAACAUCUUUAGAGAUAGUAUCUCGUCCUUCAUCUCGGCAUUGUCAAGGGUUCUUUUCGGCGUUUAAGUGGUGGUUCUGAAGGAUGCUGACUGUGUGGGUCGCUCCAGGGUCCUGGUGAAGUGUCUCAUGUGUCACGUGGAGAAAGAAUGGCCCACGGAAUGCCGUCACAAGGCAAAGUGACCAUCUCGGUGGACGAGUACAGCUCCAACCCCACGCAGGCCUUCACCCACUACAACAUUAACCAGAGCCGCUUUCAACCGCCACACGUGCAUAUGGUGGACCCCAUCUCGUACGACAGUCCCAAGCCGAGUGGCCACACACGUUUUGUGUGUGUGUCGGACACACACUCGCGGACAGAUGGCAUCCAGAUGCCUUACGGGGACGUUCUCCUGCACACGGGGGAUUUCACCGAGCUGGGCCUGCCCUCGGAGGUCAAGAAGUUUAACGACUGGUUAGGUGGCCUGCCGUACGAGUUUAAAGUGGUGAUCGCGGGGAAUCAUGAGCUGACCUUCGAUAAGAAUUUCAUGGCGGAGCUGGUCAAGCAGGAUUACUAUCGCUUUCCCUCCGUGGCCAAGUUGAAACCAGAGGACUUUGACGAUGUUCAAUCUCUCCUGACAAACUGUGUUUACCUGCAGGACUCUGACGUCACCGUCAAGGGCUUUCGAAUAUAUGGCACACCAUGGUGGCCUGCCGUACGAGUUUAA
Molecule: messenger RNA, 1875 nt
Organism: Sinocyclocheilus anshuiensis
Lineage: Eukaryota; Metazoa; Chordata; Actinopteri; Cypriniformes; Cyprinidae
Product: metallophosphoesterase MPPED2-like
Exons: 6
Coding region: 1318-1875 (185 amino acids)
Molecular function (GO): hydrolase activity
Source: RefSeq, a predicted model, not a curated record